Capronia coronata CBS 617.96 is the source of this 6129-nucleotide messenger RNA. RefSeq lists its product as uncharacterized. Gene Ontology annotation, molecular function: ATP binding; nucleic acid binding; ATP hydrolysis activity. The transcript has a single exon. The coding region runs from base 1 to 6129 and encodes 2042 amino acids. The record is from RefSeq and is a predicted model, not a curated record. Lineage: Eukaryota; Fungi; Ascomycota; Eurotiomycetes; Chaetothyriales; Herpotrichiellaceae.
AUGGUGGAAUCAGCUUUUCAGUCCGAGUCACAAUGGUUGUCUCAAGUGGCUGCCAUGAGGCAGGCCAUCGCCGACCUGAAAUUGCCUCCCUUGAACGACGCCUCGCAGAUGUACGGAUCUGACAUUGAUCUCGAUGAUGAGGACUUGAGUGAAGGUCUGGACGAUGAUAUCUGGGACGUGGAAAGUGCUGUGGAUGAGAGUCCUGCUAGCGAUGUCUUCGACGAGCCCGUAAACGGGUUCAAGACCUCGGAUGUCGUUGAUGGCUCUUUCAAUAGAUCCUGGUUACGCAGCAAAUGUGAUACAUUUGCGCGCGCAAGAUCUGGGCUUGACGCUACUGAUCUCGAAGGACAGAUCGUUGCUCUCCUCGCGUCAGACAGCUCCGACGACGAACUACAAAUGUCUCUUGCCGAUAUUGUCGGAUACGACGCCCUCGAUUUUGUCAUCGAGCUCAUUUCUCAUCGCAAAGAGAUCCUAGCUGCUCCUACAGGCGCCAGCCAUCAAACGGAUGGACUAUUUGCUGAGCUCGAGACUCGUCAGGAGCGGGAAGCCGCUUUAAAACGACAGGAUCAUGAACAUAAACAUGCGACUCUUCUUCCUGCUUAUGAUCGCACCGAACGAAAAUAUCCUCAUGUUUACAAGUCUGAGACGGCCGCAACUGGAAAUAUGGUCGAUAUCUCUGGAAAGAAGUACGGUUUCCCUGUGGGCACCACCAGGAACGACUAUCCAAAGUACGAAGAAUUCACCAUUCCGGCCGCAAAGGUUGGUACUUUAGCUGCGGGCCGCAAACUAGUGAAUAUCGACGAAAUGGAUGGCCUCUGCCAACGAACAUUCAAGGGAUACAAGAGUCUCAACCGCAUGCAGAGCCUGCUUUAUCAAGUAGCAUACACAACUUCAGAAAACAUGUUGAUCUGUGCUCCGACUGGUGCUGGUAAGACAGAUGCUGCCAUGCUGACCAUCCUGCAAACCAUCUCCAAGAACAUCGUUCCAAACCCUAUCGAAGAACCCACUGCUACCGACUUCACAGUCAUGGCUGACGAUUUCAAAAUCAUAUACGUCGCCCCAAUGAAAGCUCUCGCAGCUGAAGUGACGGGAAAAUUGGGCAAGCGUCUGGCAUGGUUGGGCAUUCAGGUGCGAGAGUUGACGGGCGACAUGCAACUCACCAAGCGUGAAAUUGCCGCCACUCAGAUUAUUGUCACCACUCCUGAGAAAUGGGAUGUUGUGACUCGAAAGAGCACAGGUGAUACUGAGCUGGUACAGAAGGUUCGACUUCUCAUCAUCGAUGAAGUGCACAUGCUGCACGAUGAUCGCGGCGCGGUCAUUGAGUCAUUGGUGGCAAGGACUGAACGACAAGUCGAGAGUACGCAGUCAUUGAUCAGGAUUGUUGGUUUGUCCGCCACCCUUCCUAACUAUGUUGACGUCGCAAAAUUCCUCAAGGUCAAUCUCAAUGCCGGCUUGUUCUACUUUGACGCUUCCUUUCGACCCGUCCCGCUUGAACAGCACUUCAUUGGUGUCAAGGGCAAAGUGGGAAGCAAGACCCAAAGAGAGAAUCUUGACCAUGUGACUUUCGAGAAGAUCAAGGAGCUUCUCAAAGAAGACAAACAGGUCAUGGUUUUUGUCCAUUCAAGAAAAGAUACGGUCCUGGCCGCUCGAACACUCUACACCAUGGCCGUUGACGACGGUUGUGUCGAGCUAUUCGUCCCCAGUCCCGACGAUCCCGCAUAUUCCAGAGCCAUGACGGACUUGAAAACGACACGCGGACGCGAGCUUCGUGACAUCGUUCCGAAAGGAUUUGGUUGCCACAAUGCUGGUAUGGCACGAUCCGAUAGAAAUUUCGUCGAGAGAAUCUUCGCCGACGGUGCUAUCAGAGUGCUUUGUUGUACUGCCACACUGGCGUGGGGUGUCAACCUUCCAGCCGCUGCGGUGAUCAUCAGAGGAACUCAGCUGUAUAGUGCCGAGGCCGGCAAGUUUGUUGAUCUCGGCAUCCUGGAUGUGCUGCAGAUUUUCGGUCGAGCAGGCCGUCCUCAGUUCCAGGACAGUGGUAUCGGGUAUAUCUGCACCACACAAGACAAAUUGCAGCACUAUCUAUCUGCGGUCACCCAGCAGCGACCCAUAGAGUCGAGAUUCGCCCGGAAGCUGGUCGACAACCUCAACGCGGAGGUCAGUCUGGGUACCGUAACUUCCGUGCAAGAGGGCGUCACCUGGUUGGGUUACUCGUACCUUUUUGUUCGAAUGCGACAAAAGCCAGAAGCCUAUGGGAUCGACUGGAACGAAUAUCAAGACGAUCCCCAACUCUUCCAACGUCGACGCAAACUCAUUGUCGAAGCCGCCCGAACUCUGCACCGGAGUCAAAUGAUCAUUUUCAACGAACGCACCGACGAGCUUCGAGCCAAGGAUGUCGGCCGCAUCGCCAGCCAGUACUACGUCCUGCAGACCAGUAUCGAGGUUUUCAAUACCAUGAUGCGACCGCAGGCCAGUGAGGCGGAUGUCUUGAAGAUGAUCAGUAUGAGCGGCGAGUUUGACAAUAUCCAAGCGAGAGAGAAUGAAGCCCAGGAGUUGCAUCGAUUGCGUCAAGAAUCCGUGCCGUGCGAGGUAGAGGAAAGAAAUCCUGCCACUCAGGGUUCAAAGGACGAAAAAGAGCAGAGAGUCAUUGAGAACCAUGCCAAAACCAAUAUUCUGCUCCAAUCGCACAUCUCUAGAGCGAAGCUCGAGGACUUUGCUCUCGCUUCGGAUUUGGCAUACGUCGCGCAAAACGCGGCCAGAAUCUGUCGAGCAUUGUUUAUGAUUGCCCUCAACCGCGGCUGGGGCUACCAAUGUCAGGUGUUGCUCGCCAUGUGUAAAGCCAUUGAGAAGCAAAUAUGGCCUUUCCAACAUCCUUUUCACCAAUUCGAUCUGCCUUUGUCGGUACUGAAGAACUUGGAUGAGAAAACCCCGUCCUCAAACAUCGAGAGUCUACGGGAGAUGGAGCCGGCCGAAAUUGGAAGUCUCGUACAUAACCAUAAGAUGGGCAACACGAUAUCGAAACUUCUCGACAACUUUCCCACUCUGUCUGUUGAGGCUGAAAUAGCUCCGCUCAACCGAGAUGUGCUCCGAAUGAGACUGUAUCUAUACCCGGAGUUUGUGUGGAAUGACCGCCAUCAUGGUACCUCUGAGUCGUAUUGGGUUUGGGUGGAAAACUCGGACACGGCUGAAAUUUAUCAUCACGAGUACUUCAUUCUCAGUCGCCGAAAGAUGCAUGAUAGCCAUGAGCUCAAUUUCACGAUACCUUUGGCCGACCCGCUACCAUCACAGAUCUAUGUUAGAGUCAUAUCUGACCGAUGGGUCGGUGCAGAGACGGUUCAGCCAGUUUCCUUCCAACACCUUAUCCGCCCAGAUACUGAAAGCGUUUACACUGACCUGCUCGAUCUGCAACCACUUCCUAUCACUGCUCUGAAGAAUCCGCAGCUUGAGGAAUUGUAUGGCCAACGAUUUCAGUUCUUCAACCCCAUGCAAACUCAGAUCUUCCAUACUCUCUACCACACCUCCAACAAUGUCCUUCUGGGCUCACCAACUGGUUCUGGCAAGACCGUGGCGGCCGAGUUGGCAAUGUGGUGGGCAUUCCGUGAUCACCCAGGAAGCAAAGUGGUCUAUAUUGCUCCGAUGAAAGCCCUGGUUCGGGAGAGAGUCCAAGACUGGCGCAAACGACUGGCUCUGCCCCUUGGCUUGAAGCUUGUCGAGCUGACGGGUGACAACACUCCGGACACUAGGACGAUCCGAGAUGCGGAUAUUAUCAUCACUACGCCUGAAAAGUGGGAUGGUAUCUCCAGAUCGUGGCAGACCAGAUCUUACGUCCGACAGGUCUCCCUGGUGAUCAUCGACGAAAUCCAUCUUCUGGGUGGUGAUCGUGGACCAAUUCUGGAGAUCAUUGUGUCUCGAAUGAACUACAUUGCAACCCAAGCCGAGGCGGGCUCGAUUCGGUUGGUUGGAAUGUCCACCGCCUGUGCCAAUGCCACCGACCUGGGCAAUUGGUUGGGGGUGAAGCCUGGGAACAAUCAAGGUCUCUUCAAUUUCCGUCACAGUGUUCGACCUGUUCCGUUGGAGAUAUACAUCGACGGUUUUCCUGAACAGCGUGGGUUCUGUCCUCUGAUGCAGAGCAUGAAUCGACCAACGUAUCUGGCCAUCAAGAAUCACAGCCCUGAAAAGCCCGUCAUUGUCUUUGUGGCUUCCAGAAGGCAGACCCGUCUGACUGCUAAGGAUUUGAUCAACUUUUGUGGUAUGGAAGAAGACCCCAGGAGAUUUUUGCAUUUCGACUCGGAAGAUGACCUGCAACAUACGCUCGCUGCUGUCAAAGACUCCGCGCUCAAGGAAGCCUUGAGUUUCGGUAUUGGUCUGCAUCAUGCUGGGUUGGUUGAAUCUGAUCGGACCAUGGCCGAACAACUCUUCGCGGCGAACAAGAUCCAGAUCCUCGUCGCCACUUCGACCCUAGCAUGGGGAGUCAAUCUCCCGGCCCAUCUCGUCGUGGUCAAGGGCACACAAUAUUUCGACGCCAAGAUCGAGGGCUAUAAGGACAUGGAUCUGACUGAUGUCCUGCAGAUGCUGGGCCGAGCUGGAAGACCACAAUUCGACACGUCGGGUAUUGCUCGCAUCUUCACCCAGGAUUCCAAGAAGGCGUUCUACAAGCACUUUCUGCAUACUGGAUUUCCUGUCGAAAGUUCUCUCCACAAAGUGCUGGACAACCAUCUGGGCGCCGAAGUAUCUGCCGGCGUCAUCACCACGAAACAAGACGCGUUGGACUAUCUGACGUGGACGUUCUUCUUCCGCCGUCUACACAAGAACCCCACCUACUAUGGUCUGGAGAUUUCGGCCGAGGAGCACAAAGAAAACCAGCUCGAGGCAAGGCAACAGGCUGCAGAUUACAUGGUGACUCUGGUGGACAAGUCGCUAGAUGACCUUGCCGAAAGUGAAUGUGUUCUUGUGCACAGCAACGGGGAUGUCGACAGCACUCCGUUUGGCAAGAUCAUGUCAUACUACUAUCUCAGCCACCUGACCAUCCGCAAAUUCUUGUCCAAGGCUCGCAAGGCGCCAACCACUACCUUCGCGGACGCGUUGGCUUGGAUCAGCCUUGCCACCGAGUUCGACGACCUUCCUGUGCGACACAACGAAGAUCUGAUCAAUGCCGAGCUGGCCAAGAACCUUCCCCUCGAUACACCAGGUCUGCUCGACGGGUUACCGCUUUGGGAUCCGCACGUGAAAGCGUUCCUUCUCAUUCAAGCCUUCAUGUCUCGAGUUGACCUUCCCAUCAGCGACUAUGUCGGUGACCAGACUUCUGUGCUGGAUCAAGGCAUCCGUAUCAUUCAAGCCGGCAUCGACGUCAUGACCGAACUCAACAAGUUCGACGCCGUGGUUCAGAUGGUCCGACUGCUGCAAUGCAUCAAGAGCGCACGCUGGCCCGAGGAUUAUCCCCUGAGCAUCCUACCGGGCAUCCAUGAGAUCCUGGACGCUAAGCUGGAGGGUAAGGUGCCCAAAGACCUCAACACCACCGCGGUCCUGGCUAGCAGGCAUGGAAUGAAGACGAUAGACGGGCUGUUGAAUGUGUUCGGACUCAGAUCGCCCAAUGUCCGCACGCAAUUCGUCAAGGCUGUCAAUGCACUGCCUGACAUCACCCUGACCGCCAACGGAGACACGGAAGUCCUACAUUUGACCAUGAAGCGUGGGAAUCGACUCGUCGACCCGGAGGCGAGGAUCUAUGCGCCUAAGUUCCCCAAGCCGCAGACUGAGGGCUAUUUUGUCCUUGUUCUUCCUGCGGGUGGACAGUCUGAUAUCCUGGCGCUGAAGCGGGCCAAUUGGACUACGACCAAGAAUAGGAGGCAAGGCGCGGGUUCAUCUCAUCAGAGUAGAGCGUUACAGGUCAGCAAUGUCAAGCUCAAGAUUCCAGUGUCGGAGACUGUCAAUGUCGGUGGUCCAGAUCAAUCUGCGGUGGUCGGGGCAGGAGAGGUUGGAGUGGACAUUGUUGUCAUGAGCGAUGCGUAUCCCGGGAUGGAAUGGCGACUGGACAAUGUCAGGGUGCCGGUUACGAAGCCGAAAGCCGUAGACACGGUCCAAGUCGAGGUUGAUGAGAGUUUGGAGAAGAAGAAGAUGAAGCAGGCAGCAUAG